GGCUCCACUGGCGUGCACCCGUUCUCGUUGGCUGUCGCCCCCUUACUUUUUUUUCCCGACCAGCGCCGUGGUUGCAGCCACUCGACUUGAGCCAGUCCGCGUUCCUCCUGCGAUCCACUCUGCUACUUUUUCGCACAGUCCAUCCAUUCCACUUUCUUCCAAUCAUGCCCAUGCCCGGCUUGCUGUUCUCGGCGAUUAGUUACGAUACCGGGAGAGAUAGACUAACAACGCGUCUGCCCGCCAUAUCACCACCCACCGUCCAUCCUCCUGCCGCUUUAGCAUCUAGCAACAACCACAGCCCGGUUUCUGUCUCUUUCCAUGAGCUUGUUUGGGGGUUCAGCGCUGCCUUGAUCCUAGCCCGAUGGCUUGUUGUGGUUCCAGAAGGCGUGCGACCAAACAUCUGCUGUGUUAAGUGUGGUCCCCAUGCAGGAUCAGUGAAAGAGGAUGAAGGAUUGAUGGGUCAAGAUGGGUCAACAACGGAUGGGAGCGAGAAAAAAAAAUUUUUGGAAAGGGUUUCAAGCCCCGGUCGCGUCAUGGGGUCGAUCGAGCUGGACGCGUCUUCCUGUCCUUCUCAUUUGGCGUUGCCUGCCGCCCGUCGACAAGCCAGCCUGCCUUUUAAUCUUACCCCGGAUCUCAGACCAUCAGCUUCGAUCCACCAGCUCGAUCGGUAUUCGGUCAACUUGCAGCCUUUGAUGCACUGGUCACUUUUUAUCCCUCCAUCUUAAUCUCAAACUCGACCAGUGUUGGCGCUGUACCGAGUUCUCAAGCUUAGCAUUCAACCUCUUGACUCGCAUUCGCUAUGCUGCAUGCCUUCCGUUGCUGACCCGGCCUACGUAAUUCGGACAAGUGUCCUUUUCAACGGCUUUUGGUUUCGGACUCGGAAUGGUUCGCAUUAGGCUUCAUAGCUAGAUACUGCUCGAGUUCAAUGUAUACGGCAAGGAAUAUGGAUGGAAAAAAAGAAGCAGAUGCGGCGGUAACUUGCAACGAGUCACUGCUAAGAUAAAGUACAUAAGUUAAACCACAUGACCUGAAAGACGCGUUGUGCCAUAUCCAGAUUCCAGAGUGCUGUGUAUCAUGAUGCUUCUUUAUUUAUUCUGU
Aspergillus saccharolyticus JOP 1030-1 is the source of this 1098-nucleotide messenger RNA. RefSeq lists its product as uncharacterized. The record is from RefSeq and is a predicted model, not a curated record. The transcript has a single exon. NCBI's taxonomy places the organism in Eukaryota, Fungi, Ascomycota, Eurotiomycetes, Eurotiales, Aspergillaceae. The coding region runs from base 165 to 725 and encodes 186 amino acids.